AGUCCCCUGAAAACAGGCAUGGUGUCCCAUGCAGUUCUAGUCUUUGCUUUCGCUGCUAACAUUUGUUGUUGUGUCAACGUGUUACAGUUUGGGGUUUGACAUAAGUGCAAAAUAUUAACAAUAGCAACGAUCUCUUGUAAUAAACUCCCGUUAUGUGUGACGAUAACAACACAAGUCAGACUUUCACUGCAAACUCAGACACUCGUCUUGAUCAUCUACUCCAACCCCAACGUGAUAUUUGCUGGGAAACAACAGAUGUUUGGAGAUUUCCCGAUAAAAAUAAGGUAUUCUUUUCUGCCAGAGAUGUCUCUGGGGCUGGGUGAGAAGCAACAUGUUUCGUCAGAAACGUGUGAGACGGAUCCGGAUGGGGUUUCGGAGCUCAUGGAUCUGCUGCGCAUGGAUCUGGAUCCUGAUGGAGAGCAAAGAAAAGCUGAGGGAGGCGAAGCACCGUGUUCUCAGAAGAACGUACUGCGGAAGCAGCGACAUUGGGAGAGGCAGCUGGCUGCGAAGAAGAGCAAACGCAAAGAAGAGAAACAGAAGAGGAGGUUGAACCGCGCGCAGGCAUCAGGUGGUGACAAGGAAGCAGCGCAGUUCACCAAGCGAGUCAUGAAGGCGAUCACCAACGAGCGUCUAGCAGAGGCUCGCUCCACCGGUCAGAAACUUUGCGUGGACCUCAGCAUGACAGACUGCAUGUCUGACAAGGAGAUAAGCCGGCUGGCGGGCCAGUUGAGGCGGCUGUACGGGUCCAACAAGAAGGCGACUCGGCCGUUUCAUCUGUUCCUGACGGAGCUGAGAGAGGACAGCCGACUCUACCGGGAGUGUGUUCGAAUGAACGACGGCUUCCUCGGCUACGCGAUGGAAAUAACAGAGGAAAGCUGUUUGGACCUGUUCCCUUCAGAAUCUGUCGUUUAUCUCACCCCAGAUGCCCAAGAAGCUUUGCAGACUGUGGACGCUGACAAAGUGUACGUCCUCGGUGGUCUGGUGGACGAAAGCAUCCAGAAGAAGCUGAGCCUUUCCAGAGCCGCGGAGCUGAGCGUCCGCACCGCCAGGCUCCCUGUGGACGAGUACAUGGCGAAGAAAAACAACGCAAAGAACUUCCACUCCAAGAUCCUCGCCGUUAAUCAAGUGUUCGACAUCUUGUUAAUGUUCUCGGAGACCGGCAGCUGGACGCAGGCGCUGCAGACGUGGUUUCCUGCAGGAAAGGGUUACGUCAUCUCACCGGAAAACUCAACAUGUUUUCCUGUUCAGGAGCAAUGAACGAAUUAAUGCGUUAUUAGGGUUUUUUUAUGGACAAUAAGCUGCAAAGACUCCUAAUAUUGCCUGGUACACUAUGGUGUAUUUAUGUUUUAUGCUACGUGGCAAAAAACGAUUAAAUCUGAAGCUUUGGAGACAAAACAUGCAGAAAAUCUGAUUACAAACAUAAAGUUGUUUGUUGUCGUACUAAAGUGUUCAGUCAAUAUUACAAGUAGGAAAAAAGAUCAAUUGAAGCACUUUAUUUUGUUCACAUGCUUUUAAAAAUGAUUCAUUUAUCCACCCAUCUUCUAUUCCGCUUUAUCCGCUUUAGCCGUGGGAUUAUUUAUUACUACUGCCAAAAUUUACAAUGACCUCUUUGUGCCCUGCGAAAUGUUUCUGUUGGCAUUGCCUCUCCCUGCACUUUGAUUGUUUUUCUUGGAAAAAUGUCAAAUGAAUUCUCAGUGUUAUUCUGAGAGAGAGAGAGAAAAAAAAGAGUCUGAUGGAAAUGAGUCAAAUGCCCAAACAUGCUACCACAAAAAAAACAAAACAAAAAAAACAACAUUUCAUGCUUUGUUUUCUGCCUGUGAAAAGAUAAACCGUGGAAAAUGAGCGUGUGGGACAAGUGGGGGAAAGAAAAUGUCAGAAACAAUCCAUGACGCCUUACCUGCAAGACAAGCUCAGGUCAGCUGAGAAACACGAAUGCAUCUCUGAGCAGCAGAGAAACUUCCUCAAAUUCAGUUUUGUUUGUCUAAAUGUCGGCUUAGAGCUUAAAGCGUCUCAAGUUUUUCUCUCCCAAGUGAUGGUGAAGAAAAAGCAGGAGACCCUGAAAGCAUCUUUUACAGAUUUUAUAAUAGAAAAGAGACAAUCAGGAAUAACACAGUUUUGUUUCUGGUACAGAAGGUAAGAACAUAAGCAUACUUGCUAAUUUAUUUAUUUAUUUUUGACUUUCUUUGAAUGAAAAAAUAGUUACAUUUUCAGUUUAUUUGAAGCUUUCUGGGCGAUUGGCAGGGGAGUCAGUUACAUCCAGUAUGAGUUUGAUGCGUUAAAUUCACAUCAUUUGUCAAAAAUAAAACUGCUUUGAAGCAGAAACAAGUCUUGCUACUUUCCACUGACAUUGUUUACAUGAGCAACGCCAAAUUCUCAGCACCGCCUUUUUCUCUUUCUCUUUCUUUAUCUGCUGUUCUGUCGCAACGAGCGUAUUCCUAGGAACACGACCGGUUCCAGAAAGUCCCCACCGUCUGUCCACUUGUUACCGGAGCAUAGUGGGAGGGACGCGGGUCAUGAAAUAUGUCAUAAAAUGCAAAGCCGCCAAGCAAUAAAUUAUGUU
Xiphophorus maculatus (southern platyfish) is the source of this 2560-nucleotide messenger RNA. It is a transcript of the gene trmt10b, whose product is annotated as tRNA methyltransferase 10B. Gene Ontology annotation, biological process: tRNA N1-guanine methylation. NCBI's taxonomy places the organism in Eukaryota, Metazoa, Chordata, Actinopteri, Cyprinodontiformes, Poeciliidae. Gene Ontology annotation, cellular component: nucleus; nucleoplasm. The record is from RefSeq and is a predicted model, not a curated record. The transcript is spliced from 8 exons. Gene Ontology annotation, molecular function: tRNA binding. Bases 256 to 1257 code for a protein of 333 amino acids.